Molecule: messenger RNA, 460 nt
Organism: Ixodes scapularis (black-legged tick)
Lineage: Eukaryota; Metazoa; Arthropoda; Arachnida; Ixodida; Ixodidae
Product: peroxynitrite isomerase THAP4-like
Exons: 5
Coding region: 23-460 (145 amino acids)
Source: RefSeq, a predicted model, not a curated record
CCGUUCCGGUCUUGUUUGAAAAAUGGGUGGUUGUUGUGCUCUGAAGUGCCGGAACAGAGCUUCCAGGGGAAUUCGCUUGUUCAAGCUGCCGAAAUCCCCGAGGAGACAGAAACUGUGGCUUUCAGGAAUCAAGCGUGGCGCGGGGUGGAAACCUCACGAUAGGACGUACCUUUGUGAGGACCACUUCGAGCCCUCCCAGUUCCAGACGAGGUGCUCUGACGGCUGGAGGAGACUGAAAGCCACAGCUCUUCCAAGCUUGUUUUCACAUUCUGAAAGUCAACAACCAGCGGCCAGGACCCCUGGAGCAGCCCUGCAAGGCGGCCUGCUCACGCAGCCGCUCCCCACCACCAGCGGGGCGUGCUUCGUGACCAGUGACAACCAGCGCGGCCAGGCCAGUGCAGCUGCCUGCGGCACCUUGGUGUCGGCAGCCUCCACCGGCUGGUAUCGUGUUUGCAGCUAG